Truncatella angustata is the source of this 1231-nucleotide messenger RNA. Its product is annotated as dioxygenase-like protein. Gene Ontology annotation, molecular function: 2-oxoglutarate-dependent dioxygenase activity. Gene Ontology annotation, cellular component: cytoplasm. NCBI's taxonomy places the organism in Eukaryota, Fungi, Ascomycota, Sordariomycetes, Amphisphaeriales, Sporocadaceae. The transcript has 5 exons. The record is from RefSeq and is a predicted model, not a curated record. The coding region runs from base 1 to 1119 and encodes 372 amino acids.
AUGGCGCCCUCUGUAGCAGAAGCCAUUCCGAGCGAAGGGUCGUUGAGUGCAAGAGCACAGGUGAAGCUCUCACAAGCCUUUGAUGCGGAGCAGCAUGCCUCAUACAAAUACCGCAAAUACCUCCCCGUAUAUGACGAGACAACAAGUUUUCCAGCAACUGAACUGUUCGAGUUCAGUGACCGUGCCCUCCUCGCAGACAAGGCCAAGCCCAAUUUGCUUGGAUUGAGCGAUUCGAAAAUCCAGGUCACAAACCUCACUCCUAGAGUCGGGACUGAAAUUAGUGGCCUUCAACUCUCGGGACUGACUGAUACCCAGAAAAACGAGCUGGCACUUCUGAUCGCUGAGAGAGGUGUAGUCGUCUUCAGGGGUCAAGAUUUCAAAGACAUUGGAAUCGAACGGCAAAAAGAUUUUGGCAAGUACUUCGGCCGCCUUCACGUCCACCCUGUCGGAGCUCAUGUCGAAGGUGCCAUUGAGUUCCACAACAUCUACCUCGGCCCAGACAAUCUAUACCGAGCUCAGCUACGUUCGAGCAAACUGAGCACGACUGGGUAUCAUUCUGACGUCUCGUACGAGCACCAGCCGCCUGGAAUUACCAUCUUGACAUUGCUCGCUGUUCCAUCAACCGGCGGCGACACAGGUUGGACUUCACAGGUCGCAGCUUACGAGCGUUUGUCGGAGCCAAUCAAGACGCUACUCGAAGGGCUUCGGGCUGAGCAUAGCGGUUUUCCUCAAGCUGACAAUGCUCGACGAGAUGGCAAGCAUGUGCGCCGGGAGCCCGUCAAAUCGGACCAUCCCAUUGUCCGAGUUCACCCUGUGACCGGUCAAAAAGCACUGUUCGUAAAUCCUGGGUUCACCAAGCGCAUUAUAGGCCUCAAGGAUGAAGAGUCUGAAGCUAUCCUGAAGCUGCUGUUCAACCAUAUUUCGCAAAGCCAAGAUGUGCAGGUCAGGGUCAAAUGGGAUGAUGGUACAGUCGCGCUUUGGGAUAAUCGUGUGACAGCGCACACAGCAAUAUCGGACUAUGAUGUGCAUAACGAGGAGGAGGGUCUGCGUCAUGGGUUCCGGAUUACGACGCUUGCUGAGAGACCUGUGGGAGUCAAUGGCUUGGAGACAACUUGGUAAUAAUGUUGUUUUAGGAUAUGCAGGGGUGUGAUCAGAGCAUGAGUGUGGAGAAAUAAGCAAUAUCCCUCCAGCUUGUGGUUAAGACGUUCUCAAUCAAGUUUGAAAAACAAGC